CUAUGAUAAAUUGUAAAAAAAACAAUAAAAACACCCAUGUGAAUUGAUUGUUCAACACUUCAACUCAUCAUGAGGAUGUGAAAAAGUGAGAUAAUUUUUUUAAAAUUUGUGAAAAAUUAAAAUGUUAAUGUCUGUCCGUUCACUUCAUCCCACUGAAGUUAGAGCCGCCGGAGAGUCGAUGGGAAUAAUCAGGAACAAUUUCAUCUUCAUAUCUGGGACACUUUGCGGAAUAUACAUCGCCCAGAACUACAAUGUCCCCAACAUCCGGAAAACCAUCGAGGCCGCUUUGUUCAAGGCUAAAGUCGUCGAGGAGAAGUACCGGAAGCCCCCGAAUCCCGGCGAUUAGCAUUUAGAAUCAUUCAUAAUCUCAGAAUUGAAAUGAAAUGCUAGUUGCCAAACACUACCUUAUGGUAUGUUUGGGAACAUGGAUUUGGAUUUUAAAUCUGGAUUUGGCUUAAAUUCCAUGUUUGGGAAACUUAAGCAUUUUGAAUUUGGAUUUGAAUCAAAUUCUUUACAUUCAAAACCAAGCUUAAUUUGAAAUCCAUGCACCUCCCCUUGUCAUUUGAAAUUCAGGAUUUCAAAUUUUGGAAUUGAAAUACAUGAAUUGAAAUGAAAUGCUAGUUGCCAAACACUACCUUAGAUUAUAAUUUGUGUGUUUGUCAAUAUUUGAGAUUAAGCUUGACGUUUGAUGUUUUAUAUGCCUGAUUCUGAGUUGAAGUGUUAAGCUUUGGCUGCCCUGAUUUGACUUGAAUUUGGGGCUUUAGGGUUUAUCCCUUUCAUCUUUCCAGUUAGGAAUGAAACUAUAGUUAGGUU
Molecule: messenger RNA, 813 nt
Organism: Cuscuta campestris
Lineage: Eukaryota; Viridiplantae; Streptophyta; Magnoliopsida; Solanales; Convolvulaceae
Source: the annotation of a GenBank genome assembly